GCAAUGUGAUGUGUGUAACAUGAAAUAGGAAUUAAUAUUUUUUUUCAAAGCCAAACAUCGCAUGGUACAAUGCAUUCCUAUUAUUCAUUUACCCUGUGGGAGAAAAACAACUGUUUGGAGACGACUUUACUGACAAAUCAAUGUUCAUUGUCUAUGACUCUUGGAUUUAUAUUCAAAACUGUGAUGCUAGCUCUUUGAAAAACUGGCAUAUGGUAUAAGCUUCUUUUUCAUUGGCAAGAAUUAUUUAACGUUUCAGAAUGAAGGGGAUUUCUGUGGCGAUAUGGUUGCAGUGGUUAAUAACGUUUGCCCUUAACGGAACAAAUCUUGCUUGUACUUUCGUUGAACCAAAGCACACUGGCCAUGGAAAUACUACAAUGAGCCUUAAAGAAUAUCUGGCAAAUUAUUAUGACAAGACCUCCAAACCCUACUGCAGUAAGAAAAAUGUGGUUAUGCUUGAUUUAUAUAUUCUGUCUUUCGGGAAAAUAGAAGAGGCAAACAUGGUAAGUUUUGGAUAUACAGACAAAGACAUCGAACUGGUUUGGAAGAAAAACACCAUAGAAAUAGAGAACAAGGAGAUGGCUCAAUUUUCCGUCAGUAAAGUCAAACUGAGCAGUGAUUUGAUAAAAUACACACUAGGUAAUUUCACUCGUUUGCAAGCCAUAUUUCUCCUGGAUCGUCGCGUUGGUUAUUACGUCAUUCAGAUCUACGUCCCGUGUAUCUUCCUAGUCAUGCUGAGUUGGAUUGUAUUUUGGAUGGGAACAGAAGAGACUGGCAACCGCCUGACUGUAGGAAUCACUACUAUUCUUACGAUUGUGUUUUUACUGGGUUAUACCAACAGCUCGCUACCAAAGGUCAGCUACGCAAAGGGAAUUGAUUGGUACUUGAUGGUAUCUUUCAUCUUUAUCUUCAUGAGUCUGAUCGAGUGUAUUGUAGUCGAUAAGUGUUACAAACUCAACAGAAGAAAUAUCAGGAACUCUGCAAGAAAGAAAAGGAAAAGAAAGAAAGGUGUAUUCAACACAUCCAUUAAUCAUACUAAUGCUGGUAUGAAUGAAAAAGAUAUACAAACGAGCGCUACUCAAGCUGCCCAAGCAAAUGAAGGGAAUACAUUAGAGAUGAAUUCGAGUAUUUGCAACAGAAAUGCAUCAAAUGAAAGCAUCGACUUAUCACCAGGCUUAGAAUCCUGGGACAGCAUGGAGAAUGGGCCGAAUAUGAAAGACCUACCGACAAGUAAUGGUUCAGCUACAUUUUGCGCGCUCAAACCUUGGAAAGAUAUUUCGCUCGCGAGAAAAGUGGACAGAAUUUCACGUGCUCUGUUUCCCUUUUUGUUUGCGGUGUUCAAUAUUGCGUACUGGUUUACGUAUCUGAAUCAUAUAUAUCUAUUACAUUCAUGACCCAGACCACUUGCCCUAUGUAUAGGAAAACCUUCCUUGCACCAUACCAAAAGAGGAAACUCCCAAGUAAAAGUAUCAGGGAUGGUCGUCGUGUAUUUUGAAAUUAGCGAUUU
Messenger RNA from Actinia tenebrosa (Australian red waratah sea anemone), 1504 nucleotides. RefSeq names its product gamma-aminobutyric acid receptor subunit alpha-6-like. Gene Ontology annotation, biological process: monoatomic ion transmembrane transport. Gene Ontology annotation, cellular component: membrane. Gene Ontology annotation, molecular function: GABA-A receptor activity; extracellular ligand-gated monoatomic ion channel activity. NCBI's taxonomy places the organism in Eukaryota, Metazoa, Cnidaria, Anthozoa, Actiniaria, Actiniidae. The record is from RefSeq and is a predicted model, not a curated record.